Messenger RNA from Dipodomys spectabilis (banner-tailed kangaroo rat), 2541 nucleotides. It is a transcript of the gene Pwwp2b, whose product is annotated as PWWP domain containing 2B. The transcript has 3 exons. The coding region runs from base 21 to 1820 and encodes 599 amino acids. Gene Ontology annotation, cellular component: nucleoplasm; nucleus. The record is from RefSeq and is a predicted model, not a curated record. Lineage: Eukaryota; Metazoa; Chordata; Mammalia; Rodentia; Heteromyidae.
GGCUCGGGACGCGCGGGAGCAUGGAGCCGCGGGCCGGCUGCCGGCUGCCGGUGCGGGUGGAGCAGGUCGUCAACGGCGCGCUGGUGGUCUCCGUGAGCUGCGGCGAGCGCAGCUUCGCCGGGAUCCUGCUGGACUGCACGAAAAAGUCCGGCCUCUUUGGACUGCCCCCGCUGGCACCGCUGCCCCUGGCUGACGAACCGCCCGCCAUCGGCUGCCACGGCCCGGUCCCCGAGGAGGGGGGAAGAAGAGUGGCCGAGGAGGGGAGCGGCUCCCCACCUCCUCCCUGCAAGGGCCAGUCCCCCAAGGAGACCCGGCCGCUCAAGGCCGCUGGCCCCACACCGCCCCCGCCGCCGCCGGUGCCGCCGCUGCCCGCCACGAGCCUGCCCCCCUUCCCGCCCUACUUUGAAGGCGCCCCCUUUCCACACCCGCUGUGGCUGAGGAAUACCUACCAGCAGUGGGUGCCGCAGCCACCACCCAGGGCCGUGAAGCGGACUCGAAGGCGUCUGUCCCGGAACCGAGACCCCGGCCGGCUCAUCCUGAGCAGUAUCCGUCUGCGGCCGCGCCAAGUGCUCUGUGAAAAGUGCAAAAGCACCGUGAGCCCCGCGGAGGUCGGCCCCAGCCCCCCCACCACUCCCAAGGGCCGCCGGAGGCUGGGCAGCGGCCCAGACAGAGAGCCCCGCAAGCCUGAGGAGCAGGAGGACCUCACCGCGGGGGCCACCCCCAGGAGGAGCAAGAGGGAGAGGCGGGAGGAGGACCGGGCCCCCCGGGAGCGGGUCCCCCGGAGCCCAGUCAUCAAGAUCUCCUACAGCACGCCCCAGGGCAAGGGCGAAGUGGUCAAGAUCCCCUCCCGAGUGCACGGCUCCCUGGAGCCCUUCUGCCCCCAGCAGGCCCUGCACAACGGCAGCCUGGCCCCCGAGGGGCUGCGGGACUCUGAGCCCAGGGGCAGCGGGGACUGGGUGCCCCGUGGAUCCUCGGCCUCCAUCCCCAAGCUGAAGCUGACACGGCCCGGGCCCCCCGGCCCGGACCUGCCUCCGCCCAAGAUCCGCCUGAAGCCUCGUCGGUCGGGCGAUGGGGAGCAGGAGCCCCUGUACCGCGCCGAGCUGGUGGAGGAGCUGAACGGAGGCCCGCGGGGGCCCCACGCCUGCUCACCCACUCUCUUUCCAGAUGGCUCUGGCCACAGGCUGGAGGACAUGUCUUCUGGAAGUUCCGGUGAGGAGGAGGAUGUCCACAGGCGUCCCCAAGGGAAGCAGGAACGUGAGGCCCUGGCUUUUCCAUGCCCCGAGAGGAGAACAGGUGGCUCCCGGGAGCCGGCGCACGGCCGCGCCGGCCCGGAAGAAUCUACGUCACCCGGCUCUGAAGUAACCUCUCUGGACACCGGCGACCCCUCCUCCCGGGACCCUGCCUCUGCCACCUCCCCGACCCGAGACGCGCGGCCUACUGUGCCCCCGCUCACGGUCAAGCUGCACACGCAGAGCGUCUCUAAGUGCGUUACCGAAGACGGAAGGACGGUGGCCGUAGGGGACGUCGUGUGGGGUAAGAUUCAUGGUUUUCCUUGGUGGCCAGCGCGUGUCCUUGACAUCAGCCUUGGCCAGAAGGAGGAUGGAGAGCCCUCUUGGCAAGAAGCAAAAGUCUCAUGGUUUGGGUCUCCAACUACAUCCUUCUUGUCUAUUUCAAAACUCUCCCCUUUCUCUGAAUUUUUCAAACUGAGAUUUAACCGUAAGAAGAAGGGGAUGUAUCGGAAAGCCAUAACAGAGGCUGCAAACGCCACUCAGCACGUGGCCCCAGAGAUAAGGGAGCUCUUGACCCAGUUUGAAACGUAACUUUGGUUCUGCGACCAGGUCACCGGCGAUGAGGUGCAGCUGUUAUCCUGAACUUCUGACUUCUGUGAGGGCCCCUCAUGCCUUCUGGCAGGCUGCGUGCAGACACAUGCUGGGCCCGGUGGUCAGCCUGGCGUGAGUGCCCCGGAGGAGCAGGUGCGUGCCGAGAGGGGCCGGCCCGGACAGGCUCCUCCUGGCUGUGUGUCUGUUCCUGUGCCUCAGGCUAUGGUGUCUCUGGCCAGGAAACAGCCCAGAAGUCCGUGACAUGCUUGCUACUUCCUGUGCCGGACUGGCAGCUUCCGGGCUGGACGGUCCCCAUGCCGCAUGGGGCCGCCGUGGCCCGCCGUGGGGCCGCGUGCCGGGCAGGGUCUGGGCUGCUCUGCUCUGCUCUUCCCCCUGCCGCACCGGCUGGAGACGCCAACUUGCUUGUGGGGGUUCUCCUUCCCAGCCUGGGCCUGGGGUCUCUGUGCAUCCAGCGAGGGGACCUGCCCCUGUCACCCACAUUCCUCCCAGAGCAGGGUCCCCUGGGCACCCCAGCCUGCCAGGCCACUUGGGAGAUGCUGCUAUGAGUUGCCAGCACUGUGAGGAGGAGGGGUGAAGGGCGGGCGUGAAUCACGGCGGCCGGAGGUUGGGAGGAGAGGCCUCCCUGCCCUGCAGUCAUUCCUUUCCCCUCUGCCAUUUCAAAGACCAAAAAGAAAAGGAAAGAAGGAAACAUGGUCUUCUG